Leucoraja erinaceus (little skate) is the source of this 5584-nucleotide messenger RNA. RefSeq names its product membrane-associated phosphatidylinositol transfer protein 2. Gene Ontology annotation, biological process: phospholipid transport. The coding region runs from base 356 to 4492 and encodes 1378 amino acids. NCBI's taxonomy places the organism in Eukaryota, Metazoa, Chordata, Chondrichthyes, Rajiformes, Rajidae. Gene Ontology annotation, molecular function: phosphatidylinositol transfer activity; phosphatidylinositol binding; phosphatidylcholine binding. The record is from RefSeq and is a predicted model, not a curated record. Gene Ontology annotation, cellular component: cytoplasm. The transcript has 28 exons.
CGGGGCGACGGUGCGGAGAGGAGCGGUGCGCCUCGCCUCGCCUCGCAGCCUGGCCACGGCUCUCCCUCCCCCCCCCACCCCCUCACCUCACCGCCCAUCCCGGGCACCGUGCGGUGCGGACCAGUUUGGUGACAGGGCCACCAUGACAGCGGCGGCUUGCCAAGCCACUGACUGUAUACACAAGGGAGCUGUCGUGACGUUGACAAGUUAGUGAUGCCGCUCUGACCUCUUCCUGUGUCUCGAAACAGAAUGAAAGUUGUUUCCAACUAGGGUGUGUUUAAUGAAUCAAAACCAAGGGAGUGCUGGCAGUCACUGGAUUAUUUUUUAACUGUGAAAAGACUUUCCAUAAGGCAAAAUGCUCAUAAAGGAAUACCACAUCCCUCUUCCCAUGAGCGUCGAGGAGUAUCGUAUUGCACAACUGUACAUGAUUCAGAAAAAGAGCAGAGAUGAGACUUGUGGAGAAGGCAGUGGAGUGGAGAUCCUUGAGAACAGGCCCUAUAACGAUGGACCCGGGGGCUCUGGCCAGUACACUCGCAAAGUCUACCAUAUUGGCAUGCAUAUACCCAGCUGGUUCCGGUCUAUUUUACCUAAAGCUGCAUUGCGUGUGGAAGAGGAGUCAUGGAAUGCCUAUCCCUAUACCAGAACAAGGUAUACCUGUCCCUUUGUAGAGAAGUUCUCCAUUGACAUUGAAACAUAUUAUAAACCUGAUUCAGGAGAUCAGGCAAAUGUAUUUAAUCUCUCAUCUGCUGAGAAAAGGCAACGAAUGCUUGAUCCCAUUGACAUUGUCAAAGACCCUUUUCCUCCUAAUGAAUACAAAACAGAGGAGGAUCCUAAACUGUACAAGUCGAUCAAGACAGGAAGGGGCCCCCUAACAGACAAUUGGAUAGAAGAGUGCAAGAAGAAGCCUGGACAAAUGCCAAUCAUGUGUGCGUAUAAACUCUGCAAAGUGGAGUUUCGAUAUUGGGGAAUGCAAUCCAAAAUAGAACGCUUCAUUCAUGAUGUAGGCCUGAGGAAAGUGAUGCUACGAGCUCACCGACAAGCAUGGUGCUGGCAGGACGAGUGGUAUGGCCUUACCAUCGAGGACAUCCGGCAGCUGGAGCAUGAAACACAGCUCAUGCUGGCCCAGAAGAUGGCCCAGUUUGUGGCAGAGUUAAACGACAACGAAGCUGAACAGCCUGGCCUGACCCAAACCUCCAUUGAGAGAGAUCAGAACUCCAUCAGUGCCAAUCCCAGCAUCAACAUAGAAUCCAGCAGUACCAAUCUAAAUGAGUACACGGACUCAUUAACAGAACGAGCACUGACUAAACAAUGGUCCACAUCGUCCAAAUCAUCACAUUCAUCAAUAAGAGGAGCAAGCCCUUCGCGACACAAUAUUGCAGACUGGCGAAUGCAGAGUAUUGCUCGAGACUCUGAUGACAGCUCAGAUGAUGAAUUCUUCGAUGCACAAGAAGACUUUUCAGACAAUGAGGAAAACUUCCCUCAAGAAAUCACAAAAUGGAAUUCAAAUGAUCUUAUUGAUAAAAUAGAUGCCUGUGGUGAAGCUGAGGAGGGCCAGUGUGACUUGUACCAAGGCCAAUUGAGAGACUAUGCUCCGUCCACUGCAGAGCAGUUGAAUCCCAUUGAGGAUGAAGCAUCUUUGCACAUCGUACAGUCUUGCAAGAUUCACAUGCUUGUGCUCAUUCUGCAUGGUGGCAACAUCCUGGACCCUGGCAGUGGAGACCAGACGUCCAAACAGGCCGAUGUCAACACCAUCACCUCGGUCUUUGAGACGGUGAUGAGGGUGCACUUCCCUGCCGGCCUGGGCCACAUUGCCGUGAAGCUGGUUCCCUGCCCGGCCAUCUGCUCGGAAGCCUUUUCACUGGUGUCCAACCUCAACCCCAUAAGCUAUGACGAAAGCUGUUUAUCAAACAGCCAGGACCACAUUCCACUGGCGGCACUUCCUCUGUUGGCAACAGCGUCGCCCCAGUAUCAGGAUGCAGUGGCCACAGUUAUCUGCAGAGCAAAUCAGGUCUACAGCGAUUUCAUCAAAUCCCAGGAAGGAAUCUCCUUCAAUGGCCAGGUGUGUUUGAUUGGAGACUGUGUUGGGGGAAUCCUGGGCUUCGAUUCCCUGUGUUUCAGCAACCAGACCGUCUCUGAGAGCCAGAACAGUAGCCGGAGAGGCAGUGUGCUGUGCUUCCAGGACAAUGAUCUAUUAUCUCCUGGAAUUGUUGUGAACACCAGCACUGGUUCUAACCUGGAGGCCAGUCGGCAUCUGAGCAGAAGCAGCAGUGACAUUCCACGAAGCGGUGCGGAUAAUCCAAACAGGCAGCUGCCCCGAAAGAGGAGCGAUUCGUCCACAUAUGAACUCGAUACAAUUAAACAUCAUCAGGCGUUUCUCACCAGCUUGCAGUCGGGUGUUGUGCGGACUGAUUCUGGCUCCAGGCGAUCGAGUGGUUCCACCAUGCAGGAAGGAGUGAGCCCUGGAAGGUUUGAGUUUGAAGUGACCGACUUAUUUCUGUUUGGUUCCCCAUUGGGACUGGUGCUGGCGCUGAGGAAGACCGUUCUCCCCAACCUGGAUGUGUCGCAGCUGAGACCAGCGUGUCAGCAGGUGUACAACCUGUUCCACCCGGCCGACCCUUCGUCUUCUCGCUUGGAGCCGCUUCUGGAGAUGAAGUUCCACCUGUUGCCGCCGUUUAACGUUCCCCGCUAUCAGCGGUUCCCGCUGGGCGACGGCAGCUCGGCUCUUCUGGUUGAGACAAUCCAGAGCAAUCCCAUCCUCAUCCUGGAACCUCCAUUUGUGACUGUCCAACGACAGGAGAGUGUAAUGGAAACCAGUAUUCCUGUUCCUGUCCUUAACUGGCAAGAUGCUUCCAGUCGGAAUCCAACUGUUGCAGAGUCGGACAUUGUCCAGACUCACCCUGCUCUCUUCAUGGAAGGUUCGUCCCCUUCCUCUCCCUCCACAGCGCCUGUAUUCCGGGGCUUCCGCAGAGCUAGUGAGGCCAGCAUUGCCAGCCAAGUUUCAGGGAUGGCUGACAGCUACACGGCUUCCAACAUCGCCAACAAGAAAAAAUAUCAGUCAAUCCCUCACAAAAAGUUGGGUUUCUUGUCCAAACUUAUCCCCUACAACAAAGCCCUUCCAAAAUUCAUUUACCCUCAGCGCUAUAAACAGUCCAAAGCAAUGCUGUCACAGAACAAGCAAAGGCUGAGACAGAAUGUUGUGAAACCGAUUGGAGCAAAGCUGAGAGGGUACGAGACGGAUCACCACACAGUUGCGUCCAGGUGGUGGGGGACUAAGAGAGUUGACUACGCUCUCUACUGCCCAGACGCUCUGACAGCCUUCCCAACGGUAGCCCUGCCCCACCUCUUCCAUGCCAGCUACUGGGAGUCAAGCGAUGUGGUGUCCUUCCUGCUGCGACAGAUCAUGAGACAUGAAAAUGCAAGUGUUCUGGAACUGGACGGGAAGGAGGUUUCAGUGUUCAGUCCUUCAAAACCACGAGAGAAGUGGCUUCGCAAGAGGACGCAUGUUAAGAUAAGGAAUGUUACAGCAAACCAUCGAGUGAACGAUGUGAUCGUCACUGAGGACGGUCCUCAGACACUGAUGGGCAGAUUCAUGUAUGGGCCGCUCGAUAUGGUCACACUGACUGGCGAGAAGGUGGAUAUACACAUUAUGACUCAGCCUCCCACAGGAAAGUGGGUGUACUUUGACACCGACAUUACAAACAGCAGCGGCAGGAUUUCCUACGUUAUUCCAGAUGGCAAAAGACUGGGGAUCGGUGUCUAUCCAGUAAAAAUGGUCAUUAGAGGGGACCAUACGUCAGGGGACAGCUACAUCACGGUGCUUCCAAGGGGAACGGAGGGUGUCGUCUUCAGCAUUGAUGGAUCAUUCGCAGCCAGUGUUUCCAUUAUGGGGAGUGACCCCAAGGUGCGAGCUGGGGCAGUCGAUGUUGUACGACACUGGCAGGAUCUCGGCUACUUCAUCGUCUAUGUGACGGGACGUCCCGACAUGCAGAAGCAGAGAGUGGUGGCGUGGCUGGCCCAGCACAACUUCCCCCACGGAAUCGUGUCCUUCUGCGACGGGCUGGUACAUGACCCACUCCGGCACAAGGCCAACUUCCUGCGCAGCCUAGUGCACGACCAGGUGUCGAUGAAAGUUCAUGCAGCCUACGGCUCCACAAAGGAUAUCUCCGUGUACGCUUCCCUGGGCUUAUCACCGUCACAAAUCUUCAUUGUCGGCCGUUCAACCAAGAAGUACCAACAUCAGUGCCAGUUUUUGACAGAUGGAUAUGCAGCACAUUUAGCACAACUGGAGUAUACGCAACGAUCCCGUCCUGCUAAGAGCAGUUCCAGAAUGGUGCUGCGAAAGGGGAGCUUUGGUCUACCCUCACAGCCGGACUUCCUGAGGAAAAGGAACCACUUGCUGCGCACCAUCUCCAGCCAGCAAGCAGCAUCCACUUCCAACAAGCCUGAGCGGACCUACAGCCAGUCUGAAGCCGAGGGAGAGAUGAUGAAAUGACAGUUCCACUCAUUGGGGAAGCCUGGACUGUGUGUGAUACCAAUGUCACUUGUGCCCAACCCGACACAGCCUCUUAACCAGCGAGGACUAGGAUUACCAAGUUGCCACAAGUGAUGUGUGCUCACAGUGCACUCUUGUACUGGCAGGUGGGCAAAGCCAGGACACUGUGGACCACCUGCUGCACACACAGCCCUGGUACAAUCAGGUAAUCACUGCUCAUUCUCAAUCUCACUACCAAUAUAGCUAACGUUUAUACAAGAUUCUCUGAAUUAAUUCCAAAUCGUUAAACUUUACCCCUUGCUAUUUUAUUUAAAGACUCUGUUGUUAAUGCCAAAGGUGAUUCAGUAUUUGCUGGAAAACUGGAGUUAACCUUGCAGCAUUUAACACAGACUUUACCUCAGCUGGUUUUCAUACACUAAAGAAGCAGACUGUGGUUAGGCUCUGCACAGUACUGCUGCAGAAUGCAGGAGAUGAUAGUUUUGCCUGUUAGCUCCUGAAUGACAAUGACAUCCAAUCCCAAGCAGUUUACAGUGUUGCAAGCUUCCAACUCACCAAAGGGCCACAGGUAAAGACAGCCACACCUUGACACUGGAGCACCUGGUGGACAGGUAAACACAGCCACACAUUGACACUGGAGCAUCUGGUGGUCUUGUUGCUUUAAGGCAACACCACUUGCUGCAUUAAGUAUUACCUGCUGAAUCCUUCCAUUCUUUUCUGUGCAAAUUGCACAGAUAAAUUGAUAACUUUGACAGUCAUUUUUUUAUUCAGAAGUGUUUGUUAUAUUUUAUUUAUAGAAAUGUUACAUAUGGAAUUAUUAAAUAUUGCAAAUGCCAAAUGUGUACAAUUUGCUAGACUUGUUAAAUGAUGCACACCUCAAAUGAAUUCAAUGCUGUAUUAGAUUUACUAUACUGCCCCAGGUCUCCCUUCUUUAGUUUUAGUUCAGACUGUGUCGAGAGGUGUGAGACCUGUCCAUUGUAUGUAACACUCCAUGGUGGUACAGACUGCUGCCGCUGCCUGUUGUGUGUGUUAUUGUGCCUCGUGAGCUUUGUGCAUAAUUGUACGUUAUAUCAAUUAAACAAAAAUGGGAUGUUA